AUGGAUGCAGUAUGUGACAGGCACCUUCUCCCCAAGUCACGCGCCGAAAGUGGCAUUGCAGGCAUCGAACACACUGCUGCUGGCAAUGAAGAGUGUGAUAAGUUCGGAGACAGAACAAGCUACAGAAGGGGCCACAACGAGCAAACUGUCACACCUUAUGCUGGCGAUAAGAAUAAUCGCAUUCGGCUGCUUGACGUAGCGUCGCUAUGCGUAGAAGGGUCACAAGGACACACGAAUGAGGACCGCUGCGUAUUCGCCAGCAAUGACCGGUUCCACCUUUUCGCUGUCAUGGACGGUCAUGGCGGGUCAUUGGCUGGUGACUUUUUGGUGGAAGAGCUAUUGAAGACGUUAGAUGAAGUUUAUGACGAUGGCUUUGACGACGUGAAGCUUACAGAUGCAAUGGAAGAGCUUGAUCGUGCAUUUUGCGCGAUGGCUUCGCAGAAAAUAGACACAAGUGGCGCAUGCCUUCUGGUAGUCUUGCUAUUCGUAGACUCGAUCACAAACAUACCACAGAAGCUCAUCUUAAAUAUCGGUGACUGUCGCGCUAUUAUACACGAGCAGCCAGAAAAGGUGGCAAAGCAGGAUGAUACAGAUGAUGCGCAAGUAUAUACGAAGGGAAACACCUUUGCUCUCUCAGAAGAUCAUUGUGCAAACAAUGCGAAGGAGAGAAUGCGGGCAUUGAGUAGUGGAGCAGAUAUCCAGAACAAACGCAUUGCUGGUGUCCUAGAGCCUUUUAGGACAAUUGGGGAUAUUGACAUGAAGGGUCAGUUCAUGAAGAACUGGGUAAUUGCCACACCCGAAAUCCAUCGAAGCGAGCUGCUCGUUGGUCGUAGCACUUUUGUCAUUGCCACGGACGGCGUCUGGGCAGUAUUGAAUAACGACUGCACAAUGGCGCUGGCGCUCAGGAAGCACGACGAUGAUGAGAUGAAAUGGUCGGCCAAAUCAUCAGCACAAGCCAUCAUUAAGAAAGCCCGAGAGCUUGGCAGCUGUGACGAUAUCACAGUCAUCAUCGUAUCUGUGUAG
This is a messenger RNA of Plasmopara halstedii, 1023 nucleotides long. RefSeq names its product integrin-linked kinase-associated serine threonine phosphatase 2c isoform x1. The record is from RefSeq and is a predicted model, not a curated record. Gene Ontology annotation, biological process: protein dephosphorylation. Lineage: Eukaryota; Oomycota; Peronosporomycetes; Peronosporales; Peronosporaceae. Gene Ontology annotation, molecular function: protein serine/threonine phosphatase activity. The coding region runs from base 1 to 1023 and encodes 340 amino acids. The transcript has a single exon.